CGUAACUCAAUUGUUGUUUUAUGCGCACAUACACUUUUACCAUCAGCACGUUAUAACCGUGUUGUUCCGAAAUAAUGCGAACAGCUUGAUGUUGGUGUAUCUAGAAGUAGCUGAAGUGUCUCUUUUACUUUUUCAGUGUGAUCAAAAUGGCGUCGCCAAGUGUACCAGUGCCGAGGGCCCGUCAGCCUGGGCUAACUCCUUCGAAAAGCUGCUUGAGGAUCCCUUGGGCCUACAUACCUUCGCUGAGUUCCUGAAGAAAGAAUUCAGCGCGGAGAACAUCUACUUUUGGUGCGCGUGCGAACGGUACCGCCGUUUACCUACCAUUGAUCGAUCCGGCACGCCCACCGGAGGCGGGACAGGAAGCGGUGGUGAAGGGACUGGCACCGCCCCUAGCAGCGCUGCACCCAAUUGCGAACGGCUGCAGGAGGCUCAACGCAUCUACAGCCAGCAUCUGGCGCAAGGAGCGCAGGAGGCCGUGAAUGUGGAUGCACACGGGAGGCAGUGCGCGGAACAGGGGUUGCAGGACCCGGACAACACGAUCUUCGACCAGGCGCAGAAACAGAUCUUCAACCUAAUGAAGUUUGACAGCUACCCACGAUAUCUGCGUUCCGACAUCUACAGGCGGUGCGUGUCCGGCGAAGUGGACCGCGCCCCGCUAGAUGCCCGCCUCCAGCUGCAACCGACCGCCCCCCUGCAGGCUACCACGCCCCCCGCGAAGCUCAAGAAGUCGGUCAGUAAUGCCGAGGAUAGGCGGCGGAAGUCGUUGUUGCCAUGGCAUAGGAAGAAUCGGUCAAAGUCAAAAGAUCGAGGAGAAAUCGAAUAUGCUCAAAAACAGGAAUGUACGGGCGUAGAAAACGAAAUUCGUAGGAAUGGAAGGAGUGAGAUGCAUUCGAGCGGGUCGUCGUUGACAUCGUUGGAUCUCGCUAUUUCCAAUCAGGAUACUUCGAAGACUGGUCAAAACAAUCGCGAAGACUCGUCUGGAAAUGGUCGUUCUGCCUUAUGUAAAGUAAAUUUAAGUAACGGUAGCACGACCGUUGUACAAAUUAGAGAAUCAGAAACUAUACAGGAACUUGUAAAUAGAUUAUUAGAAAAAAGAGGACUUAAUUAUUCGUCGUAUGAAGUAUACACCGAUAAACAUGGAAAGCCGCAAGACAUCACAGCUCCAUCGUCGACCCUUUCAGGUCGCGAGGUCCUUGUCGAACGUCGCGUAACCUUGAAACUUGACCUUCCUAACCGUAAAACGGUAACCGUGAAAUCGCGCGGUUGCAAACAGUUGAGUGAAGUGCUGCGAUCAACGUUGCACAAGUAUCAGUACCAAAUGGAUAAAGUGACAGUCGUUGAUGCUGAUGGAAGGCCUUUGGACCUUAGGCUGUCCGUCAGUGAGGUCGAUGGGAUGAGGGUUGGUGUCAGGGUCAAAGACGACGUCAAGCAAGACAAUUCAAUCCCUGUGUUAAAAGUGAAUAAUGUUAAGGUUAAUAAGCUGGAAGAAAUUACUAAUAAAGUUUUUGAGGGUAUACUCCAAGAGAAAGCCGACUCUGCCACAUUCAAGCAUUCCAAGUCGGACAGAGGAUCAGUGAAGAGUGAAGAUUGGGGUUCGGAGCAUUCUUCAACGUUCAUAGGUAAAUUUUUAAGGAGAGAUUCCGGUAUACAUGACAGGAAGAAGAAAUUAGCUAGUAGAUGUAAGGGAAAUGGUAAUGAAGAGGUUAGCGGGGACCAAAAUCAUUCGAAAAAACCACUAAUCGCCAAACUGAAGGCUGGUGCCAACAAGUUGCAUGUUACGAGCAGUGAAAGUGAUGAAUUAGUGGAGGGUCUAACUAGGGCUCAACGAAGGUUAGAAGACCAAAGGGGGACAGAGAUCAACUUUGAGCUGCCAGACUUUUUGAAAGACAAGGAAAAUAACAGUAGUCAGACUAUUGCAAAUAAACCGUCGCAGAACAAUACUCGAUUCUAUUUGGGCAACAACUCGAGAACAGAGGAGGUGUCCAACUACGAAAACAGAAACAUUGUAAUGCAGAACAGCAACACAUCGGAUACAGACAGAAUGCCGCCACCAGCCCCAACAGGGCAACCGCCCCCAUCCAACGUUUCCUCCCGCCAAACCGAAACGUCAAUAUCGCUGCACGGCCUAGACACAAGCACUGUUAAGGCACCAUCCAGACAAGCGAACGAUCCGCCGCCGCUACCGCCCAAGCCUAAGAUCGUGCCUAUACGGCCUCCGAAUUGGGGUCACUUGAACGGGUUCUACAAAGCCAAGGAUGGGGCGAUGAUAGCGACACCUGGAGUGCCCAUCCAAGAACACCAUCGCACGCAGGCGAUGUUCUUGGAGCAGUCUUCUAGCAGCUUCGUUUAGUUAUUGGGUUGGUGGAGGUUAUUGGCGUUCUGUCUAUGUAAAGUAUCAAAAAAGUUCUUAAAUAAUGUCAGUAUGCUACAAUUCAGAACCUAAUUGUAAAAUCAAGGACCUGUUGAGUCGUAUAAUUUGUUUGAAAUAAAGAUCGCACUAUUAGAUUCACCAUACUCCAUUCGAUUAGGCGACUGUGCUGACUGACAUUCCACCAGAAGAUACCCAAUUCAAUUGUGGCGCCGCCAACCAGUUAUGGUGACAACUAUACAGGGUGUUCCAUUAUAAUCUGCUACCUAAAUAUUUCGAGAAUUACGCAUCCUAGAAAACGAAGUUUCAAACAAAACUUGUAGGAUUUCAAGGGAAAAAAAUUAUGAUGACCUUCACCACGACCUUUAAAGUAAUUACAAGUUCAAUUCAACAUACUUAAAUAGAACUCCCUGUUUUACAUCGGAAUUGAAAAAUGGAGUAACUUUUACGUACAAAUGUGACCAUCACAAUGGCCUUGACUAUCUCCUUCCAGGCAAUUUCAAGGUCUAGUAAACAGACAGACCCGGAACCCUUUUGCACCGGUGGGCCGUCGGCGAUCUAGCUCUCUUCUAUUGCUACGGCGAGAGAUUUUGAUCCUCAGAGCUCUUCACAUGAUGUACCUGCCAGACAGACUCGCGUGACCUCGACCUCCCCUCCUACCCGUGUGAAUCUCGUACAUCCAGAAUUGACCGAUUCGACCGCUCCAUUGUCCCUGAGGUAUCGAGAUUGUGGAACAAUCUACAUGUGAGGCUUUUCCCAGUUCUACUUAUCUUGAACAGUUCAAAAAUUGGACUAACAAAGCUUCUUUAAGCUCCUCAUGCAGCCGCGGUGCCCGGGCAUUUAGGCGCCUGCCUGCACGGUUGCCUUGAUGUAAAAACGAUUCGCUCUAGCAAAAAUGUACGCCAUCAUUAUUUGUGAUAUUUGUGGGGAUAAUUUCUAAAGGAAACUUCUCAUUUUAAAACUGAAAAUGGGAAAAAGGGAACAUUUCACGUCCGAAUUUGACUUUGACCUCAAAGUCAAGAUCGCCUCAAGAUUGAAUGUUUUUUGAGAUCAGGGUUACAUUUAAACGUGAAAUUUCCUGCCAUAUAAAGAAGUGAAAUUUCGACUUGAUCUUGAAAGUCAUGGUCAAAAACCUCACUGUCCUGCUGCUGUCCAACAUUUGUGAUAGAGCAAAUUGUUUUCUAUGUCUUGAUUUCACCUUGAAAUCACCUUGAAUUGUUGUUAAGUAGUGGACCGAAAUGAAGCAUCGGAAACUGUUUUUACUGAUUAAAUUAAUAAAACAGUGGUAAAACUUUUUUAAUUAAUUCACAGCUAGACACACCCGACCAUGUUCACUCUCGAAAGUCCAACUGUCGUCUACUUCUCACAAGUCAUUUGUCACAUAUAGCAUGCAAAGGGUGUUACCAAAUUGUAAUUCAACAAGUAUGUAUGAUCAAGGUCAUGACCAACGUGAUAUUCGGACGUAAGCUUUCCUCCUAUUUGAAAAUAUUCACUUGACCUUGAAAUGACAUUGUCAUGCAGCAGUCGAGCCCUACAGCUUCACAAAUAUUUAGGUGGGAAAUUAAAAUGGCACACCUUGUAUGCGUGUCAACCACCAUCUUAAGGAGCCAGCAUUGCCUCCUUUCGGCCUGUUGCCUCAGAUUAUGGAAUUUUCUUUUUCGACUUUGGGUAAUUCUAAGAAUACUAAUACCCCUUUGCACCGCCUUUCUCGAAUAUGCUACUUAGCAAAAGUGAUCCGAAUGUUAAAGAUCAAGCUAAUUUUUUGAUGUACCAAUCCUAUUAGGUGAAAACUGAGCUAAGAUAAAGCUGUGUGUGUAUGUGUUUAUUUAGCUUAUGUUACAAUAUCACGUUAUCAUAAACAUAAAAAUCACGUAUCUAAAAUAUAAAGUCCUCAAUUUUCUGUUGGAUAUAGUUAAAUAUUGUGCAUUUUUUAUUUCUAGUGGUAAUCCUUAUAAGCUUAUAAGCUCCAACGAAGAGAUUUUUCCAAUGUCCUAGUUUUGAAGCAUUCAUUAUAAUAAUUGGCAUUUGAUCUUGAGCCAUUUGCUAGCAUACCAGAUUUUUUCAACAUAAAUGUGCCAAACUAAGUUGGUGAGUUCAUAAUUUUAUAUGUCAAAAUCAAGUUUGCAUCUUCUGAUUUCCUGCACUGUUAAAAAAUUCAAAUUUUGUCUCAUGUCUCCGAUUAGCGUGUUAUUAUUGCAAUUUAAUAGGAUUCUCAUUCACUUAGACAAUAAUAGUUGGAGCCUCUGCUUAUCAUCUACAAAACAAGAAAUUAGUGAUGAUGAGCAAUAUUAUUGUGUUAAAAAUUAUUUUUUACACCACAGACGGAGAGAAUUUGAAUUAAAUUCUGCCGAAAUAUAUUUUUUUUACCAUUUUUUUUUCCACACAUAUAGUCCGCAGUAAAAUUUGGUCUAUACAUCUGUCAACAGCACAUCUGUAGUAACUUUUUAGUAAAAAUAGGUCUGCUUCUACAAAUUGGUUGGUUGUUUGCCUUCUCUCACACCAAAGUUAUACGAGUAAAAAUACAAACCCGGUUAUAUGAUCAAUUGCAUUUCAAUUUAAAUUGACUGAAAGUAAUUUAUCCGCUGUACCCUAACUGUAUUUGCUGCCGUAAACAAAUCAAAUACAAUUAGCGUACAGUAACAGCACAUCAUAUGUCACUUUUUUUAGAUCGUCCUCGUCAGUUUAAAAAUAUUCUAAAGUAUUAUUAAGGCCCAAUUCUUCUAUUGACCCACGAGAAUCAACAUUUGUGCCUGGUGCGCAAAUUCGAGCAUCCAGAAGUUUAUGAAUUAAUGGAUCUGAUGAACAUAAUCGAUUUCUUGUAAGAUAUCUCAAACCAAAGAAAAAUUAUAUGUUUUUUUGAAAUGGGCGUCUAAUUCCCAUAAUGAAUCAAUACAUUCUUCAUAAAUCACUAUUUUUUCAGUUGAUUCCGGACGCAAAAUUAGAGAGGUCUCAAAUUGAAUCAACCAAACAGGCGGAUAUUCGCCCUGCUGUAUCAAAUCUGAUGCAACAUAUAUGCAAUUAUAUUGAAAGUAACUGAUACUACUUACCUGAGAGAGAUGAUUGUGGGAUGCGCGUAUACAGCUUUAGGUUGGUUAUCUUCACGUAGAAUACGUUAAUUACUGUUCUAAGGGAACUACUGCGAUUAUACCUUGCAGCAUGGCUGUGAGGAUCGAAAUUGUAUGUGAAGGUCCAAAUACAACAAAUUGGCAUCACCUUCAAGAAUAUUAUAUUGGUAAACUGAAUGGCAAUAAUUCAUAACCGAACUUAGUUCAGAAGAUUUGGCGACUCCCUCUUUAUAUAAAUAGCUAUUGACAAAAAUAAUAGUCAUUUUGUGAUACAUUGGGGUAAAUUAGGUGUGAUAAUGAGAUCUUUGUGAACAAGUGUACUCGGAUAGAACGUCAAUGGUCGGCACCCAACAAGAGAAAAGUUUUUGCAAUCUCAAUAAAGACAAAAGUGUUACUGAUAACUUAAAUGUUUUGUCUAGAGCACCAAAUGAAAAAAAAAAAUGAGAAUUAGUAGAAGUAGAGGAAUCAAGUAGUAGACUUUUACAAAUGCGAACAUUACCAAAUUAUUUGGUAAGAAAGUAUUUUACACCACAUUCCACAGCCUCUCCUAAAAGUUGGAUUUCUGUCUUCUAAAAUUAAUUCUCUGCUAUUUUUUGCUUUUUGUUCAUUUGUUAAUUUUCCUGAUAAUAAAUUUUUGGAUCGCAGUCCAAUAGAAAUCGUCAGGUGAGCUAAACAAAGUAUUUGAAUUGUCAGUUUGUUUGGAACAGUGAGCUAUUUGAAUCGUUUAGAUGAAAUCAUUAUAUUAUAACGAUAGAUUUCAAAAGAUGUAAGAAAUACUGCAACAUCUGGCAUUUAUUCUGUUGACAAUCACUUAACCCUCUUUGACCACUUUUAAACAAACAAUAUACAAAUAAUAUAAAAGAGAAAAAUGAUAGGUAUUAAAAUCAGCCAGAUUCAUUCCUAAAUGUGCCAUUUUUAAUUGAAGCUUCCAAUUGCUACUAAUGUUGCAGUAUUCGUGAAAAACCCCACAUAGAACACAAAGUUGAGAGUUUUAGGAACUGCACUACUUUUGGAAUGAUUUCAGAAAGUGCAAUAAUAAUCCCCUUGGAGAUCACCAAAAUUAGUUCAGUUUUUUUUUAAAUAACGCUAUUUGUACUGAAAAACUUUGAGUGUGUUUUUGAAGAUCGUUUUUACAAUAUAAGUCGACUAGUUCCUAGGUUUCAUGUAAAAUGCAUAUAAGUUACGUACCUUAUAGAGUAAAAUCUCGUAGCUCCUAGGUGUAACUUAUUUUCUAGAAGAUAAAACGUGAGUCAUUGAGUAUCGUUUAUAAGUCAGAUAGAUGGCCAAUUCACCGAUAUCAGGUAAGAAAAGCCAGCAAAAAUAGGGCUAACUUUGUCGGCUGUUUUUAUAUAUACUUUGUAAAAUAUUAUUACCAAUUUCCAGAACUUUAAAGCAAUUCUCGCCAGCCAUAACUUCCGCCAGAUGCUUUAAAGCCGGGUAUCUCGUUAUAAAUUGACCUCUAUCGAACUUGUUUGUAUGAUCUUUUAGAAAAAAAAAAUGUGUUUCAUACGAAAGUUAUAGAGUCCAAAGUUUUUCGUGUUAGGUUCUUUAUUUGUAUACUCUCAGAAUACUCCUAUCGAAUAACGUUGCAUUUUUUAAACUGUUCGCUUUAUUUUAUAAGACUGACAUGGUAUAUACAAAAAAUACAUUGUCUGUAAAUUUUUAUAUUGUACCCUACAGCUUUUGUAUAAAACAUUUUUUUUUCUAAAUGCUCAUACAAAGAAGUAAGUGGGAGGUCAAUUUAUUGCGAGAUACCCUGUUUAGAGCGUCUGGCUGGCGGGAAGCGUCUGGCAUUGAUGGAUAUUACCUCGUAAUAAUGUUUUACAAAAUAUAUAUAAAAGUGAGUCGUCAGAAUUUAAGUUGGGUUAGUACUAUUCAGCUUAACUUUCACACCUGUCACCGGUAAAUCGACAGUCAACCAAACUUCGUAGGCACGCAGGGGUUAAAAGUACAUAUAAACGCUAUUCAGUAACCCGCCUUUCUUUUUUUAGAAAACUGAGUUAUGUCUGGCUACCCUGUGAUCUUGGACUAUUGCUAAAUACGCCAUAUUUUUCAUGCAAAGGUGUUUAUUGGGCGUUGUUUUUUCUUGGAUAGAUGACUGCCUUUUGUUUCAAUAUAAAUCAAAAUAAGAGCGCAUAAAAACAAUUUUGACAUUACAAAAUUAUUCGUACAAGUCAACAGUUGCUUUACAGAACAUGAAAACAUUUAUCAUUUUAUUUUCAUAGAUGUACAGUCGUCAAAAAGAAACUUACUGUCUAGAAAUUUUCACUUCAAGCAACUGUAAAAAAUCUACGUUACCAUCGUUACAACAAAACGAUUCUUUCAGAUAUGUUCCUAGGAAAAAAUAUGCUCAAUAAACGCGCUCUAAUAGAACCCCAUCGCGACGUAGUUUUAUCUUUUUAAAGUGAUUUUAAAAAUGAAGAUCUAGUGCAAAGGAUGUCACUUUUAUAUUAAGGAAAUAGCUAUUUUCUUUACUGUAAUGGGGUUUAUCUCUAUAGCUAUAACUGGAUGGCGCUAGUUAGUUUGGAGGUCAUAAGCUAUUUCGAGCGAUCUACCAUUCAAAACCGGUCGUGUUUGGUUUUGACUUUUUAAGUGUCACGGUUUGUAAUAGCUGUCCAAUGAUGACGUCGUGAAGUGGCUCUUCGUAAAAAAACUGUGUCUGGCAGUCAAGACCAGUAGAAACCUUAUCGGAUGAUUGCUUGUAUGUCAAACGUGAAACCUUGAAUGUAACAUAACUUUCAGGAAUUAUUCUUUUGUACCUUCUGUUGCUGUUUUAUGUCAUUUGUGAUUUAUAACUUUCCGUAAAAAGUUAUCAGUGAAUAUAAAAAAGAGAUAUCAGAUUGCACGGGGCGUAGAACUAUUUAGAUUUUAUGGAGUCAUCAUCAUCAUUGUUUUUUUAGCAGAACUUGAUACAUCAUCAGGUACGUUUUUGAUAUCACAGUAAAAUAUUUAUUUACUUAUAUUUCAAUCACAUUUAUAAUGGUUGUCGCUGGACCACAAAACAGCUGCAUAUGGCAACCCUGUUAUCAGAUUAAUAUUCUGUGUAAGAAAGGCAAAUGAUAGAAUAAUCAAGGGCAUAACCAAAGAAUAACCGCAAUUCAUCUCGGUUCGUCGCUUAAAAAUGCUUCAUGGCUAAGAUUAAAACAGACAAAGUUGUCAAUUGCUACUAGGUUUGUUCAUGCAGCGGUUAGUGACUGUGACUGGGAUCCUGUGUGAAUUCCAUCUGUACAGCAUAAAGGAAUGAACAGAAGUUGUUUGGCGGGAUCUUGGACACGAUCACUGACAGGUUGACAGCUGUACGAACAGGGCAUUAGUUGUUCACGUCAGCAGACAAAAUGUAUGUGUCAAGAAAAACGGGUUAGCUUCCUAUCAAAUCUAUUUUAUGCCCAUCGAUGUUUUACAGUUUGACCCCCAACCACGCAAGCGCCGUCUAGUGGAAGCAAAAUUGGACAUCGCUUCCAUUGCUACACGUCUCAGAUGUAUCAAAAACCCCGUAGAAAUAAUGAAAAUGAUCUGUAUGUUUAAGAAAAACGAGGAUUCUAGUAUAAGUAUAUUCCAGUGAUGGCCUAUAGAUUGCUGAGGGUUUUCCUCAGAGUUUAAAUCAUCUAGACGAUUCAAAGGUCGGUCAGCACAAAGCAGAUAUUGCACUUAUAGUAUCUAAAUCUGGAUUCAGCCUCGUCUAUUUCGGUCUAUUAUAUGCCUGGGGUAUACACAAGUGGAUAUACACACGCAACACGGUCGUACACACAAUACUUUUUUUAUUCAUCAUGUGUUGUUUAGGUGUGUUUUUAAAGUACUUCCAGAUUUUAACUUUUUUUUAGCUUUAAUUGGUAUUAAUUUAUUGGUUUUAUUUUGUAUUAUAAAAAGUAUUGUAUUUAAUAAUAAUAUAUUUUCUAC
Messenger RNA from Acanthoscelides obtectus, 9330 nucleotides. Lineage: Eukaryota; Metazoa; Arthropoda; Insecta; Coleoptera; Chrysomelidae. The record is from the annotation of a GenBank genome assembly.